Molecule: messenger RNA, 1733 nt
Organism: Chaetomium strumarium
Lineage: Eukaryota; Fungi; Ascomycota; Sordariomycetes; Sordariales; Chaetomiaceae
Exons: 4
Coding region: 163-1623 (486 amino acids)
Biological process (GO): regulation of DNA-templated transcription
Molecular function (GO): zinc ion binding; DNA-binding transcription factor activity, RNA polymerase II-specific
Source: RefSeq, a predicted model, not a curated record
GCCGGGUUGGCACUCUUGUCAGCUCACUUUGUUUUAAGUGUUCCUCACGCAUUAGGCAGCUUUCUAACCAACUUCACGGGACAUCUUCGCACCUUUGCCGUAGUGCAAUACUUUGCUCCUAACAAAGGUGCUCUGAUAAGAUAGACUCCUCUGAAAGCGGCAAUGGUCGGUGUGCCGACGAGCAAAGGAUGCACUUUAUGUCUGGCGCGAAGCGUCAAGUGUGAUGAAGCACGCCCAAGCUGUUCGCAAUGUCGGAGAGGGCGGCGCGCUUGCCCUGGCUACUCACGGGAGAUGAAAUUUGUAGACGAAGGGCCAAAAUUACGGCGCCGAGUCCGAAAAACCGCUCCCCGUGCCCCGGGCGGGACUUCUGCUCGAUAUUCUGGUGAUACAUCAGCCGCUCCAAUCCAUAUCACAGCCGUGGCCCAAACCGGCGGGCCCAGUCUUGAGCAUCGCUCUGGCGCAGCAGUAGACACUCGAGCGCAGCGUGGUUUUCAGCUGGCGUGGCUCAACGUGUCCAGAGAAUAUUGUUAUCAAACAAUUUCGGCUUUUAUCUCUGAUAUUUUUCCCCUUGGAACCCCUUCGGCUCAGAGCUCAUUCCUGGGAACUUGGCUUUGGCAUGUGCCACUAUACCUUGGUCGCCACCCUUUUCUGGAUGCUGCGACACUGUCGCUUGCUUUGGCGUAUUUUGCUCGGCUGUCCCGAGAUCAGAUGGUCCUUCGCCGUGCAGAGCUGUCAUACGGUGCUGCUUUGAAGAGCCUGGCAACGCUUGUCACAGACCCGAGAAAGGGGCUCGGCGCAGAGGUGCUCUGCGCUGUCCUACUUCUCGGUCAUUUUGAGACGUUUGUUGACCGAGGACACGCUUGGAUUCGUCAUGCUGGCGGGGCUGCGCACCUUAUGCGGCUACGGGGAGCUCGCAAAUGUUACGAUUCGGCCUUUGAGUACUCCAUGUUUCUUUCGUGUCGCGGAGCCAUAAUUGCCGAAGCGCUCACUUCCAGGGAGCCAUGCUUUCUGGACGCUGGUGAAUGGCAAUCCGUCCCCGACGGGUUGAUCGAGUUCCCAUUAUUGCCUUCAUAUCCAGAUCUUUACCACGAGAUAUUUGGCUACUUUGCUGCUAUCCCUGGCUUGCUGAAGGAGGCGAAAUCGAUAGGUAGUGAUACUGCCGACAGCACGCGCCAUUCCGUGCUUUCCCGAGCUACAAUGCUGCGCGACAAGAUUAGACAAUGGCACUAUCGGUAUAUCUCCGACACCAGAGGGCCCACGGUCCAAGUUUUGGUCAAUCCACCUCCUGUUUUGGACGCCUAUCCAUUUCAUUCUGUCUACGUUUACAGAGAUGUCGCAUCCGCAACCAUGAUAACAGCUAGUCACGCCUACAUGAUCGCGCUUAACAAGGACUGCAUCGACAGCAUACAGUCGCAUAGCGAUUGCGCAGAAGCAAAUAUGGAGAUGGCGCUGGCAAUAUGUAUGUCUGUGGAUUAUUGUUCCCGCUCUGGCUACUGCGGAGCGUCGACGAUGAAGUUUGCCUUGCCCAUCAUCCAACCGGUGUUACCUCUUAAGCACCAUGGAUGGAUCGAGGCUUGGUUAUCAAAAUUUUCGGGCGUUGUGGAGGCCGCAAGGGUUAGGUAGUUUUAGCUAGUAGGUGGUAGGAAACAACGCAAACUUGGAUGCAUGCGAUCUGCUUGCUUUAGAAAUCUUGACUUUGGUGUAGUUAUUGCAAAGAGAAAUACAAACACUCC